Molecule: messenger RNA, 2786 nt
Organism: Spinacia oleracea (spinach)
Lineage: Eukaryota; Viridiplantae; Streptophyta; Magnoliopsida; Caryophyllales; Amaranthaceae
Product: peroxisome biogenesis protein 5
Exons: 16
Coding region: 229-2442 (737 amino acids)
Biological process (GO): protein import into peroxisome matrix, docking
Cellular component (GO): peroxisomal membrane; cytosol
Molecular function (GO): protein binding
Source: RefSeq, a predicted model, not a curated record
ACUACAAUUUACUAUUUUUUUUCUUAAAUUUACGCAAAUUUUUGCAAGGGAUAAGAGAUCAUAAGAUUGACACUCAAAUAGGGAGGAGGAAGAGGAAGAGGAAGAGGAAGAGGAAGGAAUAGAAAACAAGUUGGUACCAAACACCGUGUUCGAGUGUUAAAAAGACAUGAGAAGAAGGGAGUAGAACUAGAAUUGAAGAGAAAAUCUUUCGCAAAUUCCGGUGAAGCCAUGGCGAUGCGGGAUUUGGUUACAGGAGCUGCUUCUUGUGACACCUCUUCCUCUUCUAAUCCUCUCGGUUCUCUCGCCAACGCCCUUAUCGGCUCAUCCUCAAAAACACAGGAAAGGUUGAAGGAGAUCCCAACAGCAACCUCCUCGGGUUCCAGCAAUCAAUUUUACCCGAAUUCUGAUGGGCAGUUUACGUCUCUUCCCGGUUUAGAGUCAGAGUAUCAACUCAACCAGCAGCACUCAGUUGGCCAGGACGUGGGGUUUCUUCAAAACUACCGUUCUGCUAGUCAUGGUGGAUUUACAGAAGCUUGGGACGAGAUACAGCCUGGGAGAGAAUCAAAUUUUUCUGAACGACAACACGUUUAUAAUGAAGGGUUUGCUACUCCAACCCCACAAUCUUGGGAUGGACCACCACAAAAAAUACUGUCGGGAUUUCUGCAUUCCUUUGUUGAUAGUAGCCGUUUCGGUGCACCUUUUCGGCCCACUGCACUACCUAUGUUGGGGUUGACAAAAGGUGAAAAACAAUGUAUCCGUAACCGCAGCAGCAUCAUGGCUCGACAUAUUUUUUCAGACAAGGGUGAGGACUUCGUUAAUGCACAGGUGGAUGCAUUACUAUGUUCUCUGGAUAUUGACAAUGAUAAUCAAAUAAAGGGGCCUUUGCCUGGCAGGGCCAGGGAGCUGGAAGGGUACUGGAAUGAGUCACAAGGAAUUAAUGCUCCUGUUGCUGAUGGAUGGGUUACUGAGUUUAGGCAGCUCAAGUCGGAACCUUUCAACCCGAAUGGUUGGGCUAAUUUAUUUGAGCAGGAACACGGUCCUAAUGGUUGGGCCUCAGAGUUUGAGCAUAACCAAGCUCAGGUUGCAUCUCUGAAUCAACCGUCAAGUCAACAUAUAUCAAGAUUAGCUGGAAUGGAGCAAACCCGUAUGCUAGCGCACACAUUAGCCCAAAACAAUGACCCUAAGUUUCAGAAUUCGAGAUUCCUUCAGUUUGUAUCAAAGAUGAGUCGUGGUGAACUUUUUGUUGAAGGCAAUCAAGUCAAGGAGAGUUCAGGAGACUGGGCAGCAGAAUACCAAGAACGUCAUGAUGGGGGUCUUUCCUGGGCUGACCAGUUUUCUAAGGAGCUCCCUCAUGGUAAUGAUGCAUGGGUUAAUGAAUUUACCACUGGUAGAAGUCCGGAGUUGUUGCCUGAGGACAAGUGGGUUGAUGAGUUCUCCAAAUUAAAUGUUCAAGAUUGGGCGGGAGAAUUUGAGCAUCAAGCCGAAGGUGCAGUUGGUGAGGACAAUAUGGAUGGCUGGGCGAGUGCUUAUGAUGAGUAUCUUAAUGAGCAAUCUGCUGCAAAGCAUAAUUCAGAUUCGUCAAAGGGUGUCUAUGUAUUUUCUGACAUGAACCCCUAUGUUGGUCACCCUGAUCCUCUAAAAGAAGGGCAGGAGCUGUUUAGAAAGGGGCUUCUUAGUGAAGCAGUGCUUGCUUUAGAGGCUGAAGUUUUGAAGAAUCCUGACAAUGCUGAAGGUUGGAGGUUAUUAGGAAUAGCUCAUGCAGAAAAUGAUGAUGAUCAACAGGCUAUUGCGUCGAUGAUGAGGGCUCAAGAAGUUGACCCGGCAAACCUAGAAGUGCUACUCUCUCUCGGAGUGAGUCAUACAAAUGAGUUGGAGCAAAAUGCUGCACUGAAAUAUCUAUACAAAUGGCUUCAUAAUCACCCAAAAUACGGGACACUUUCACCUGCAGAGCUGCCUGAUUCUCUUUAUUAUGCUGAUGUGGCAAGGAUAUUUAAUGAGGCUGCUCAGAUAUCGCCCGAGGAUGCUGAUGUCCAUAUUGUAUUGGGAGUACUUUAUAACUUAUCUAGGGAAUAUGACAAAGCCAUUGAUUCAUUUAAGACAGCGAUAGAACUAAAACCACAUGACUACUCUCUUUGGAACAAGCUUGGUGCAACACAAGCUAAUAGCGUUCAGAGUGCAGAAGCAAUUGAAGCUUAUCAGCAGGCCCUAGAUCUGAAGCCCAAUUAUGUUCGUGCAUGGGCAAAUAUGGGUAUCAGCUACGCCAACCAGGGCAUGUACGAGGACUCUAUCCGUUACUAUGUUCGUGCACUUGCAAUGAACCCAAAAGCAGAUAAUGCAUGGCAAUAUUUGAGGAUUUCUUUGAGUUGUGCUUCAAGAAACGACAUGUUGGAAGCAUGUGAUUCCCGUAAUAUUGAUGUCCUUCAGAAAGAAUUUCCUCUUUGACUGCCUAUGUUGCCCCGUGAGCAUGUUUGACAAUUUGUAGGUUGGUACUUGGUAGGCAUUUCGCUACGAAAGCUUGUAAAAGCUUUGAAGAUGAAGCUAAAAUUGAUUUAGCCCCAAUAUUUCAAUUAUACUUUAGUUUUGUUGAUGUAUAAAUUAAUUGUAUUUUUAUUAUGUUGACAUACUGCAAUUCACAAAACAACGCGGUUGUUCAGGUUUCUAUACCCUGCCGAGGUUUACAUUUUUCUAAAUGUACAUCCAUUCGAGCUUAGAUGAAAUUGCAGAGCUGUAAAUAUGUAGUUUACAAAGUACAUUUAAAUUUUACGUUACUCAAUCAUUUUCGAAGA